AUGCCUAGAAACGCAGGGUUCUCGACUGUUGGAAAAGCUCAAUGGAGGACGAGGGACACCAGGGAUUACAAGCAGAAACUUGUAUUUGAAGUCUCCGUUCCUCGCUUACAUGCUCAGUUUGCCACUAUCACAGGAUAUGGAGUACAUUCUUCAUGCCUGGAUAAGUUUCGGGAAAGCUGGCCAAUGGACCGUAUAGAGGACAAAGCUGGUGUUGCAAUGCUCCUCGAAAGGGUAUUUUGGUCCGCCAGCCUACAUCGCGGAACUAUCCGUUGCAGAGCCAUCGAGUCAGGAGUCGAAAGAUCUUGUGGAGACGAGGACGAACUCAAGAAUACUGUUCAUGUCGCGAAGCAACUUGCGCACCGCCAGGAGGCCGGCAAACGUACGUUUUAUCAGAUGCCAACGGAAAGUGACGUGUUUGCUAUUGUCCCCCUCAGGCAUCUGCCUGCUGCACCAAACGACGAAAAUCCUUUCCGUCACGCCUUCCAACAGAUAGCCCUCACGACCACUAUGGCGGAACUCCCGGAGUCAGAGGUUUCUGGUGUAUAUGUGUCGACGAUUAAGCCUCGAAAGGACGACCCUAUGGAGUACGUUUCGGGGCUGAGGUUACAAUUUAGGGAUGGAUCUGAGGCAAUGGUUGGAUACGUGGGGGAGGACAAAAAUAUAUGCGAAACGCCACGCAACUUCAGUGGCUUUAAUCUCACAGUAGACUCUCAAGGGAUUACUAGCAUCAGUAUUGUAGGGGAGAGCACUUAUGUCGGAAAGCAGGAGGGGUCGCCUAUUUUGCUCGCGCUCGACAAUGCUCGCUCCCUGAUAGCUCAGCUUGACGGUUCUCGGAUUAUCGCGCUCCUACUCUCUCGUGAGAUUGAACCGUAG
Molecule: messenger RNA, 873 nt
Organism: Colletotrichum truncatum
Lineage: Eukaryota; Fungi; Ascomycota; Sordariomycetes; Glomerellales; Glomerellaceae
Source: RefSeq, a predicted model, not a curated record